Exophiala xenobiotica is the source of this 658-nucleotide messenger RNA. RefSeq lists its product as uncharacterized. NCBI's taxonomy places the organism in Eukaryota, Fungi, Ascomycota, Eurotiomycetes, Chaetothyriales, Herpotrichiellaceae. The record is from RefSeq and is a predicted model, not a curated record. Bases 129 to 578 code for a protein of 149 amino acids. The transcript has 2 exons.
CAAGAACGUCUUUCACGCUGGCAAAGUCAUAACGACAGUGUCCACCGCCAAAAUACCCAGAGUCCCAGAACUAACUACUCGGCAAAGGCGUCGUCGACCAAGUGAUUGACUAUACGAAAAAUGACCCCAUGAAGGUUAUUCCUCCCGGCUCCGUCGACUUUAUCCUCGACACCACGGGCGAGUCAAUGCGCUUUCUAUCCCUCAUGAAACCUUCGACCAGUUUCAUUGCCUCAAUAGCAACCAUGCCGUCAGGCGAUGUCCUCCAGAAUUCGCCCCUGAUGCGGCGACCAGAUAGACCACAACUGCCCUGGCUCGCUCGCAUCGGUCUCAAUGUUGCCGACUUCAUUCGAAGAGCUCGGGCGAGACGGUGGCGUGUCGAAUAUGAGUACUUUUUCCUUGAGCCUAAUCGUGAAGAUCUGGAGACUUUGAGCAAUCACGUUGAGCAGGGCAAAGUGGUUCCGGUAAUUGGAUCCAGAGUGCUACGGCAGGAUAUCGAGCAAGUUCGGGAAGCGUGUAGACUUGUGUACAAGGGCAAAGGGGGGAUUGGAAAGACGGUCGUUGAGGUUGUGCGGACUUGAAUUCGCAUUGAACGAAUUCUUUACAUCCUUCUUAUAGAGCAAGAGGUGUGUCCUCCACCGCCCAAGAAACACUCUGGCAU